AGUGAAGUAAAUGGUGUUUUUAUUAUCAAUUUGACAUGACAACAACCAAAUACAGCAAUACUACUAUAAACCACGAAAAAAUAAUAAAAUCUACAAAAUCAAACGACCGAACUUUAUUCAAAUCGAUAAUGCAAAAUUUUCGCUAAUUAAAAACAAAAUGGUACAAAAAAUACCGUCGUGUCAAUUUUUUCUGUGAAAAACUUCUGCGCAACAUUUCGACGCACUUUUUAGUACUAAAUUUGCUGUUUGCAACGUAAAUUUUUUUAGUACUUAAAAAAUGCAUUAAUUUAGUUCUAAAUUUAGUACUUUAUUUAGUAUCGUGACAUACAGCCUUAAGACUGGGCAGAGACAAGACUGGGGUAUAAGGAAGAAGUAAAUUAGGGAAAAUAAAGGUGGUGUAAUUUACACUGGUGGACACUGCAUCAACAGCGAACGAAAGAACUUACAAGAUUAAUUUUGACAUUACAUGUGACAUAUGACAUGACAGUCGUGCCAUAAGUACAAAGUUCAACUUUUUGUUUAUUUAUUAUUAUUGCGAUUAUGUGGCGAUUAUUUCACUAAUCCUCGAUCUGGAUCUGACUGAAAAUUGGAAAUAAUAAUAUUAGUUAUCAAUACAUAAGGAUUAUUUUUAUCUAUUUAUAGUGUUUGUUAGAUUAGAUACCUUUAAUGUCAGCAUCAAACGAUAAAGAUUCGGAUAUUAAAUCUGCCAAAAGUGCCGAGCCACCAAUAAAACCAAAGCCUGAAGCAAGCGCUUCUAGUAGCAAUUCUGACUCUGACAAAGACACUGAAGAAAUGGAACACAUACUUCAAUUUUUCAAAGACAAAUUGAACUUAUUCGGUGCCGCAAAAGAGGAAGCAGAAAAAGUAAAGGUUUUAGAAAAUGUAACUGUUGAUGGAAUUAUUGAUUAUAUUAGAGAGAAAAAAUGUAAAAAAAUAAUUACAAUGGCUGGAGCAGGAAUAUCCACUUCUGCUGGAAUUCCUGAUUUUCGAUCACCCGGUACUGGCCUUUACCACAAUCUAAUGAAGUACAACUUACCUCACCCACAAGCAAUUUUCGAGCUUGACUUUUUUAUGAAAAAUCCUAAACCCUUCUUUGAACUAGCGAAAGAAUUGUAUCCAGGAUCUUUUAAACCAACGAUUUGUCAUUAUUUUAUUAAAAUGUUAGAUGAAAAAGGUCUCUUAUUAAGACAUUAUACGCAAAAUAUUGAUACUCUUGAAAGGAUAACUGGUUUGAAAGAUGAUAAGCUUGUAGAAGCUCAUGGUACUUUUCAUACAGGUCAUUGCUUAAAAUGUAGGGAGCAAUAUACUCUUGAAUGGAUGAAAGUGCGCAUUUUUAGAGAUGAAAUUCCAGAAUGUGAAAAAUGUGAUGGGGUCGUUAAACCAGAUAUUGUAUUUUUCGGAGAAGCUUUACCUAAUAAAUUCCAUAGAGCACUAUCUGAUUUUGGGGAAUGUGAUUUGCUCAUUAUAUUAGGAUCUUCUUUGGCAGUACAACCAUUUGCAUCCUUGGUUGACAGAGUGAAAGAUAAUGUUCCUAGAUUGUUAAUAAAUAGAGAAAAAGCUGGCCACAGAGGGGCAUUCGUGUCCAUGCUUGGAAUGGGUGGUGGCUUGGAUUUUGAUAGCAAAAACAACACUAGGGAUGUUUGUUGGUUAGGCGAUUGUGAUGAAGGAUGCCUACUAUUGGCAGAAAAAUUAGGAUGGGGAUAUACAGACACAUACAAACACAGACAUCAUCGCGAAAAUAGUCAAAACGGAUUCAGGGGACCCCAAAACUUAAAAGUCCGUCGAAAACUCGUGGAUGAAUUGAAACAGCGAGUUAAGCAAGAACAUGACAAAAUAAAAAUUGAAGAGAAAAAAGAAAAAGAAAAGAAAGAUGAAAAACGAGAGGAAGUUAGUACAUCACAGGAAGAAAGUUCCAAAAAACCAACAGACAUUGGCAAUAAAUAUUAAAUUACCAAUUUUUUAGCUCAGCACAAUUUUAUUUACAAAAAAAAUGUUAAUAACUUUUAUUUAAUUUAAAUGCUAUAAAUUACUAAUUAUAUUAGUGAUAAUAUUUUAGUAAAACAUAAUAGAGUUCUAGUUUUUUUAAGUUGUAUGAUUAUUAUUUAAUUCGUUAAUUAAUUUUAAUAUAAUUGUUAAUAAUGUUUAGGAUUUUAAUUCUAUUUUAGUGCCUUGGUUAUUAAAAUGCAAUGUUUUAAUAACCCCAUUAGCGAUUGUCUGAAUUUUGUUAAAAUACAAAAUAAAACAAUUAAAUUUUAAAACUUUUAUUAUU
Molecule: messenger RNA, 2269 nt
Organism: Psylliodes chrysocephalus
Lineage: Eukaryota; Metazoa; Arthropoda; Insecta; Coleoptera; Chrysomelidae
Source: the annotation of a GenBank genome assembly